AUGGCAGAGGCGGAUGGAAGACUUGUGUCGGUGGAUACGCCGGGGUUUGGAUAUGCUGUUUGCGGGCUGGAAGUACAUAGCUCGACGAAGAUCGGACGGCUCAAAGUUGGUCGUCGUCGCGCUGCUGCUGGAGCGAGCAAGCGCGUGUGGAAAGACUGGGUGUACGGAAACCCCACGGUGUAUCGAAGACGGACCAUCGGUCAGGCGCUGCUUCGAGGUUAUGCUAGCUGUACUUGA
Peronospora matthiolae is the source of this 237-nucleotide messenger RNA. The record is from the annotation of a GenBank genome assembly. NCBI's taxonomy places the organism in Eukaryota, Oomycota, Peronosporomycetes, Peronosporales, Peronosporaceae.